GUUCCUGUCCUUGCUACAUGACUUGCCAGCGCUUGAGACUGCGGUCCAACUGCGCUGCCGCCGCCGCCGCCGGUGGUACCGCCGCCGCUGCCUCCGCCUCGGCCGCCGCCGCCUCCGCCGCCGCCCCGCGCGCCUCUCCCUCGGCCGCUGCAACUUUCCCCCUCAGACUAGUGUGUGAUGUUGGACAUGGGAGAUAGGAAGGAAGUGAAAAUGCUGCCGAAAUCCUCCUUUAGCAUAAACAGCCUGGUGCCCGAAGCCGUCCAGAGCGACAACAACCACAGCAGCCACAGCCACCACAACAGCCACCACCCCCACCACCACCAUCACCACCACCACCACCACCACCACCCGCCGCCGCAGCAGCAGCCCCAGAGAGCCGCCGCGGCCGAGGAGGAGGACGAGGAGAAGGGCCAGCUCCUCCUGCCACCCCCCCCGGCCGCCGCCGCCGCCUCCGGCGCCCUGGAGGUGGCCAAAGCGGACAUGCUGGCGGGCAAAGGCGACGCGGGCGCGGCGGCGACGGCGGAGCUGGAGGAGAAGGAGAAGGUGGCGGAGGAGAAGAAGGGGGCGGCCGAGGGGGCCAAGGACGGGGAGAGCGGGAAGGAGGGGGAGAAGAAGAACGGGAAGUACGAGAAGCCGCCGUUCAGUUACAACGCGCUGAUCAUGAUGGCCAUCCGGCAGAGCCCCGAGAAGCGCCUCACGCUCAACGGCAUCUAUGAGUUCAUCAUGAAGAACUUCCCCUACUACCGGGAGAACAAGCAGGGCUGGCAGAACUCCAUCCGCCACAACCUCUCCCUCAAUAAGUGCUUCGUCAAGGUGCCCCGCCACUACGAUGACCCGGGCAAAGGGAACUACUGGAUGCUGGACCCUUCCAGCGACGACGUCUUCAUCGGGGGCACCACCGGCAAGCUCCGCCGGCGCUCCACCACCUCGCGGGCCAAGCUGGCCUUCAAGCGGGGCGCCCGGCUCACCUCCACCGGACUGACAUUCAUGGAUAGGGCAGGAUCCUUGUACUGGCCUAUGUCCCCCUUCCUCUCCCUGCACCACCCCAGGGCCAGCAGCACUUUGAGUUACAAUGGGACCACCUCCGCCUACCCCAGCCACCCCAUGCCCUACAGUUCAGUGUUGACUCAAAACUCCUUGGGAAACAACCACUCCUUUUCCACGUCUAAUGGGUUAAGUGUUGAUAGACUAGUCAAUGGAGAGAUACCUUAUGCCACUCAUCACCUCACAGCAGCAGCUCUGGCCGCCUCAGUGCCGUGUGGCUUGUCAGUUCCUUGCUCCGGCACCUAUUCCCUAAACCCCUGCUCUGUAAACCUCCUAGCAGGACAGACGAGUUACUUUUUCCCCCAUGUUCCUCACCCUUCAAUGACUUCUCAAAGCAGCACUUCAAUGACGGCCAGGGCAGCCUCCUCCUCCACGUCGCCACAGGCGCCCUCCACUCUCCCCUGUGAGUCUUUAAGACCUUCUUUGCCAAGUUUUACAACGGGACUUUCCGGAGGACUUUCUGAUUAUUUCACACAUCAAAAUCAGGGGUCUUCUUCAAACCCUUUAAUACAUUAACAUCCAUGGGAUCAGACUGUAAGUGAACAUUUUACACACAUUUGCAUUGUAAAUGAUAAUUAAAAGGA
Molecule: messenger RNA, 1628 nt
Organism: Calypte anna (Anna's hummingbird)
Lineage: Eukaryota; Metazoa; Chordata; Aves; Apodiformes; Trochilidae
Gene: FOXG1
Product: forkhead box G1
Exons: 1
Coding region: 178-1560 (460 amino acids)
Biological process (GO): regulation of transcription by RNA polymerase II
Cellular component (GO): nucleus
Molecular function (GO): sequence-specific double-stranded DNA binding; DNA-binding transcription factor activity
Source: RefSeq, a predicted model, not a curated record